AUGAAAAAUAAAACCAUGUUGACUGAAUUUAUCUUGCUGGGUCUAACAGAUGUCCCUGAACUUAAGGUGGUGGUUUUCACUUUUCUGUUCCUCACCUAUUUACUCAGCAUCAUAGGAAAUCUGAUUAUCCUCAUUCUCACCUUGCUGGACUCCCACCUUCAGACUCCCAUGUAUUUCUUUCUCCGGAACUUCUCUGUCUUAGAAAUGUCCUUCACAAACAUCUUCACUCCCAGGGUCCUGAUCAGCAUCACAACCGGGAAUAAGAGUAUCAGUUUUGCUGGCUGCUUAACUCAGUAUUUCUUUGCAAUAUUUCUUGGGGCAACAGAGUUUUAUCUUCUGGCCGCCAUGUCCUAUGAUCGUUAUGUGGCCAUAUGCAAACCCCUGCAUUACAUGACCAUUAUGAGCAGCAGAGUCUGCAUCCAGCUGGUUCUCUACUCUUGGCUGGCUGGGUUAUUGACUAUUAUACCACUAAUCUCUCUGAUGAGUCAACAGGACUUUUGUGCAUCUAACAGGCUGAAUCAUUAUUUCUGUGACUAUGAGCCCCUUCGGAAACUCUCCUGUUCAGACACAAGUCUCAUUGAGAAGGUUUCCUUUCUUUUGGCAUCUGUGACACUAGUGGUCACUCUUCUGUUAGUGAUUCUCUCCUAUAUGUUCAUCAUCAAGACUAUUCUGAAGCUCCCCUCUUCCCAGCAAAGGACAAAAGCCUUUUCCACUUGUUCUUCCCAUAUGAUCGUCAUCUCUCUCUCUUAUGGAAGCUGCUUCUUCACAUACGUUAAGCCCUCAGCAAAAGAAAAGAACACUUUUAACAAGGGAGUAGCUCUACUGAUUACUACCAUCGCACCUUUGUUGAACCCCUUCAUUUAUACCCUAAGGAACCAACAGGUAAAGCAAGCCUUCAAGGAUAUCGUCAAAAAGCUUGUGAAUCUUUAA
Molecule: messenger RNA, 930 nt
Organism: Hyaena hyaena (striped hyena)
Lineage: Eukaryota; Metazoa; Chordata; Mammalia; Carnivora; Hyaenidae
Product: olfactory receptor 2AP1
Exons: 1
Coding region: 1-930 (309 amino acids)
Biological process (GO): G protein-coupled receptor signaling pathway
Cellular component (GO): membrane
Molecular function (GO): olfactory receptor activity; G protein-coupled receptor activity
Source: RefSeq, a predicted model, not a curated record